Bactrocera dorsalis (oriental fruit fly) is the source of this 4001-nucleotide messenger RNA. RefSeq lists its product as uncharacterized. Gene Ontology annotation, cellular component: plasma membrane. Gene Ontology annotation, biological process: defense response to Gram-positive bacterium; positive regulation of canonical NF-kappaB signal transduction; Toll signaling pathway. The record is from RefSeq and is a predicted model, not a curated record. Gene Ontology annotation, molecular function: Toll-like receptor binding; TIR domain binding. The coding region runs from base 1510 to 3144 and encodes 544 amino acids. Lineage: Eukaryota; Metazoa; Arthropoda; Insecta; Diptera; Tephritidae. The transcript has 6 exons.
AGUUGUCUUUUCUCGUCAUUGCUCGUUUGUUGUGUUUUUGCGUGUGGAUUGUUAAGUGAUUUUCGCCGUUUCGUGUUCGUUGCAGUCAAGUAUUAUUUUGGUGUUCAACUCGCGCAUAUGGUGUUCGCUAAAAAACAAUGAAUUUCUUAAGAAAGUAACAAAGUCACAAUAUAUUUCUGCAUUUUCGCUAAAUUAACUAAUUAAAAGAUAAAAUUGUGUUCCUUUAUUGCCUAGUGGCUGUGCUAACGUAACUACAUACAAAUAUAUAUACAUAUAUCAAAUAUAAUAUUAUCGGCUAUUGUCACUUCUACUUGGCUAUACUUUGGGCUGUUGUGUGGCAGUCUGCCAGCCAGCUACGCGGACAAGAUAGUAUCUAUCGAUUGCAAAAACAAAAAUAUGUUGAGAUGUGGCUUGUGAUUCGGUUGGUGGCCGGAGAAGCGCAACAAGUAAUAAUUCGUCGUCGUGUAGAAGUGCGAUAAAAACAGCAAAAAUUUGAUCUUAUGAACCAAUAAAUUGACAAAGUGUCAAGUUUUUUGUCUUUCGUAUUCGCAUUAAUUGCAAAAUUCAAGCGCAAAGAGGCUAACCAACAAAUAAAGUCAAUUUCAUGUACAUAUCUACAUAUGCGUGUGCUUGUAUAUUUUUGUGUACGACAAGAUUAAAACAAAUUGCAAAAGUUAAUUGAAUAAAAUACUAAACGUGUGUUCGCAUUUAUUGCCAUUCUUAUUGUUAUUAUUAUUAUUGCUGUAGCUUCUAUGAGCAUACAUAUCUCUGAUUGUUGUUAUGUGUCCGGGGGCAAUCAGAGUGUGAUCGUUAGUGUUUGUUGUGCGUGAUGUUGGCAUGAUUGUCAUAUGCAAACAAUUGAAAUAUUCGCGGAUUUAAAAGGUUGCACUAGCAACAACAACAACAACAAAACCGCACUGUAAUAGCAAAAAUUAAAGUGUACUACUAACGAGAACGACCAAAAACAUAUCAUAUCACAGUGGUGGUGGAGGCAACAGUUGGGGAGCAAAACAAAAACUUGUGGAGCCGUGUCGUCGUAGUUGUCGUGGCCGCAACACCCGCGCCGCACCCGCACUGUAAAGUGUGUGCGUCAGUUUUACGCAUACGACGUACGCCUUGGACGCAUUGAGGCAAUCGCACUCGCGGCUGACAGAUAGAAAGACACAGACGGAGACGCAGACUGCCCGAAGUCAUACGUGUCACCGCCGCAGUCACUUUGCUGACGCAGCGCUGCCGCCGUCCAAGACGCCGAUGCCAAAGUUGUAUGUGUGCGUAUGUAUGUUCAUCGUCAGCGUUCGUUGAACGCUUCGAGGCAAUAAACUCGCGUGCAGUAUUCUACACCACCAACAACUACCACCUCAACGAUAACCGUACACCCGGUCAACGACAACAACAACAACAAUAACAACAAUUUUUGACAGCAACCAAAGCAAAAAUAUCAGAUUAACAACCAAAUUGUAAACCAAAAACAAAAACAAAAUAUUUUUUUUUAACAAAAACAGCUCAAAUAUGGUGCAACAACAACGCCUGGCCAUCUCAAUACCAAAUAUUAGCAAUCGCAUGCCGUCCAUGCCCUCCGUCGGCGUCAGCACACCCGGUUCGGUGUCGUCAACCACCUCCUCCACCUAUAAUGCCAGCCUGUCAACGUCAAUGGAUUCGCCGGCUGCGGAAGUGAACAGCGCCGACAUCGGCCUAUUCGUGGAGACGCCACUGCAGGAGCUGAGCACCAAUACACGCCUACAAUUGUCGCAGCUGCUGAAUUGCCGCAAGAUCUUACGCUCCGAAGAUGGCUACGAGCGCGAUUGGCGCGGCGUGGCGGAGCUGGCUGAGGUGCGCAGCUUCUGCAGCAGCAACAAUGAUGACCCGAUGCGCGUCGUGCUGCGUGAGUGGUGUUCACAUCGGCCGCAGACAGCGACAUUUGCACGGUUGCAACAGUACCUCGGCAUCAUCGAUCGCUGGGAUGUCAGCGAUGACAUUUACGAGAAUAUGGUUGAGGAUGCUAAAAGGUAUGCCAUAAAAUUGCGACAAAAAUCGUUAAUCGCCAGCGAUACAACAGACGCUACAUCAUCAACGGCGUUGGCGACCAACUUUUGGUCGAACCCAACGUCACCGUUUAUACCGGCGAACAGCAACGGUAUUAACGGUAACGAUGUCAACAGCAUUGAAAGCGAUCCGAAUAUGACCAUAUUGACACGUGACGAUGUGAUACUCGCCCAAAAAGGACUGCCGCCACAACAGUAUGACGCAUUCGUGCUAUUCGCCGAUGCCGAUAUUGAACAAGCCGCCGAAAUACAAACCAAAUUCGAAGAAAAUGAGAAAUACAAUUUCAAGUUAUGCUUCAAGAAUCGUGAUCUACUCGGUGGCGUACCGUUCACACACGUUGCAUUGACGCAACUGAUCGAGGAACGUUGCCGCUACUUACUUGUGAUCUUAACAAAAGAAUUUCUCGAUAGUCCAGAGAAUCAAUUUUUGAUGAAUUACACACACGCGCUGCAAAUACAGAAUAACACGCGCAAGAUCAUACCGCUUAUUUAUGAGGAUUCGGUUAUUAUACCACGUGCCUUGAAAAUAUACACACACCUCAAGUACACACCAGUGCCUACUACGCUAUUUGACUUUUGGGCGCGUCUUGGUGACUCAAUACGACGCUCUUACAAUGCUACGGACCCGUCGCCAUAUGGCCUGAAUGAAGUUGACAACGUGCUGCCCGUUAGGCAACUACCAUCUGACACGAGCUAUACAAGCUUACCAUCACCCCGCACAACGAGCGUAACCACACCCACCUCACCGAUACCGAGCAUCAAUAUUAACGGACAUGCCUACACACCCGAAGAGGAGGAGGAUGAUGUAUUUCAACAGAAGGAGCAACGUUAUCAUUUCAACAAACGUUCAUCCCUGCGUCAUCACAAUAGUGUAUACAGUCACAAUCACAACAACAAUCGCAUUAGUCAAGUCGUCAAUGGUUUGCGAAAUGCGCACUCUACUAGUCAGCUAAAUGCUGGCGUUAAUGUUGACAACGCCGUCAGCAUGAGUGAUCUCAGCAUAAAUACGGAGGCGAAGAAGAAGAAAAAGAAACCUAUUAAAGCUGUGCUCAAGCGGGUGUUUAGCCGCAGUAGUCCGAAACUACAACAAACAGCAGAAUAAUAGUAUUGUAUUUUAAUUAAUUGUUUUUUGUUUUUAUUUUUUGCUUAAUUGUAAAUUGACUUUAAGAUUGUAUUUAUAAAUCACAGUUUUACGAGUAUAUAUAUAUAAUAUUAUUUAGCAAAACCAAUGAAUACGUAACAAAAUGCAAGCAAAAUGAAGAAAAUGUUAUGUUCUAGUGUAUUGUAUAUUAUUUAUGUAUUAAUUUAAUUAUACGAAUCUGGUUUUAUCUUCGCAACUGUGACAUAAUAAGCAGCAAACACUCACAAAACAUAUAUAAACAAUAUAAAUUUCGUGCGCUUUACACGCUUUCUGCUCUUUACACCCGCUCAAUCAGUUAAAACUCGUCUUUUUAUAUAAAAAAUUUAAAAAGUGUGCGUUAUUAAUUGUUUUAAUAUACAAUAUAUAUUUGUUGUUAAUUGUAAAGUCAAUUCUGACUGGCCGCCAUUUUCUAUAACGCUUUUAAAAUGUUUCAAAUAUACAUUUAAGCUAUCCAGUGCUCACUACAUAAUUCCUUAGCAACUUGUUGCAUUUCUUACUUCGCUCACAAAUGCUCAUAUAUACACAAACAUCAAUAUUUAGCGAUCAAUUUAGCACGCGCACUCAUGUACAUACAUAUCUGAUGAUUAAAUUUAUAAGAUUCUUCAAACAUAGCUGCACAAAUCAGUGUCAUUUUAAUGAUUAUUUUAACUGUUAAAUUAACUGUUUCAAUAUUGCAAACAUAUUAGCAAGCCAUAAAGUGCUUUAAAAAACCAUUAUUAAGAGUUGUAUUUAUAUAUAUAUGUAUACAUAUUCAUAAAGAAUGUACUAUUUUAAGACAACGAAUAAAGACAAUAUGCAAUCUUAUAAAAAAAAGAAAA